AUAUGUGAAGUUUGCAUUCAAGAUUUCAAGGUGGUAGAGGCUCCAAGUCCACCCUCAGAAUGAGUUGCGUGGAGCAAGGCGAUGCUGGGAAGUUUCUCAAGAGUUUUCUGGAGGAUUUUCCAAACCCGCUUGGGACGGAGGACCCGCUCCCCAUCAGUCCACUCAGCCGCAAAGUCUCUAUGCAGGAGGUGAAGGGAGAGAGUCUGGAUCUUGGCCUCCGACUGCUCUCAGCCAGAAGUGCCCCAUCCUGGCUGGGUGCAGCGAUGUGCAAUGCUGCUGUCACUGAACUGCUUAAAGAUGACCUUUCACCUCACUACUGCCCCAAAGAUCCUGAACCGCAACCAGAAGAUGAACAGGAAGUUGUUUUGUUGCAGUCUGAGCCAUUGCAGCGCCUCUUUAUUAAUAAAUUGAGAGAGGUGUGUUUGGCCUGGCAGAAACAGCUGCCCAGUCCCGGGUCGUCCUCGUCACGGACACACAGCUGCUCUGUUCACGCCAUUCGAAACACUCGCAGAAAGAUGGAGGACCGUCACAUAAUCCUGAAAGAUUUUAACCAGCUUCUGGGACUGCAGGAUGGAGAGUAUUACGCUGUGUUUGAUGGACACGGAGGGGUGGAUGCUGCCACAUAUGCUGCCACUCACCUGCAUAUCGUACUCAGCCAGCAGGAGGCACUAAAAAGCGAUGCUGCCACAGCCUUCAAAAGCUCCUUCACACAAACAGAUGACAUGUUCAAGAUUAAAGCCAAGAGAGAGCGUCUGCGCAGCGGCAGCACUGGUGUGGCGGCUUUACUGACCUCUGAUCGCCUGACUGUCUCCUGGCUGGGUGACUCUCAAGCUAUGCUGGUUCGACAGGGAGAACCAGUGACCCUAAUGGAGCCACACAAACCUGAGAGAGAGGAUGAGAAGAAAAGAAUUGAGGAUCUGGGUGGAUGCAUUGCUUUCAUUGGUUGUUGGCGGGUAAAUGGUACCUACGCCGUUUCCAGAGCAAUAGGUGAACAAUCUCGCAAACCAAAUCAAAAAACAAGAUUAUUGAGUAGUUACAAGUAUGGCUGGGUGAUAUACUAUUCACAAGAUAUUUGA
Sinocyclocheilus grahami is the source of this 1076-nucleotide messenger RNA. RefSeq names its product protein phosphatase 1F-like. Gene Ontology annotation, molecular function: protein serine/threonine phosphatase activity; cation binding. Gene Ontology annotation, cellular component: nucleus; cytosol. Bases 60 to 1076 code for a protein of 338 amino acids. The transcript has 6 exons. Gene Ontology annotation, biological process: negative regulation of protein kinase activity; protein dephosphorylation. NCBI's taxonomy places the organism in Eukaryota, Metazoa, Chordata, Actinopteri, Cypriniformes, Cyprinidae. The record is from RefSeq and is a predicted model, not a curated record.